This is a messenger RNA of Erythranthe guttata (spotted monkey flower), 1733 nucleotides long. RefSeq names its product Protein kinase superfamily protein. The record is from RefSeq and is a predicted model, not a curated record. NCBI's taxonomy places the organism in Eukaryota, Viridiplantae, Streptophyta, Magnoliopsida, Lamiales, Phrymaceae. Gene Ontology annotation, biological process: protein phosphorylation. Gene Ontology annotation, molecular function: protein kinase activity; ATP binding.
AGGUAUAUACGUGUGAGUUGUGCACAGACCAGAAGCUAAUUUUUUCCCCUUUAUAAUAAUAUUUUCAGAUUGAAACUUAAUUGAUAAUAAGAAAAAAAAAAAAAAAAGUCGUACGCAGAUGAGUGAUUAGAAUUGUGUGUGAGAGGGAGAAGGAGAAAAGGAAAGGGGAACGAGGGGUUGUCUGGCGGCGAAGAAUGAGACGAAAUUCCGGUGAAGCUCUUCUGCCUAAUAGACAAGAAGAAGAUGGGCAAUUGCGGUACUAGGGAGGAGUCAGCCGUCGUCUCUACUGCUCAUCAACAUCAUCAAGUUCAGCAGCAGCUCCAAGUGUUGCCGCUACCCACUAGGAAUCCAGCUAUAGAUAAGAAGCACAGUCGUUCCACGUCAGAUCUGAGCGAUCCUUCAACACCCCGCAACUUUGAGGACUUUCGCAAAAACGCACUGCUCUACACCCACGUCAUUGCCUUCACCCUCUUUGAGCUUGAGACCAUCACUAAGAGCUUCCGUUCUGACUACAUUCUUGGAGAAGGUGGUUUUGGAACGGUCUACAAAGGUUACAUUGAUGAGAAUGUCAGAGUUGGACUCAAAUCUCUCCCUGUUGCUGUUAAAGUGCUUAACAAGGAAGGCCUUCAAGGCCAUCGUGAAUGGCUGACUGAGGUCAACUUCCUCGGGCAGCUCAGGCAUCCUAAUUUAGUGAAGUUGAUUGGAUAUUGCUGUGAGGAUGAUCACAGGUUACUUGUUUAUGAAUUCAUGUUCAGAGGAAGCCUUGAGAAUCAUCUGUUUCGAAAAGCAACUUCUCCACUAUCUUGGUCGACAAGGAUGAUGAUUGCUCUUGGAGCAGCUAAAGGGCUUGCUUUCCUUCACAAUGCUGAACGGCCUGUUAUCUAUCGGGACUUCAAAACAUCUAAUAUCCUACUGGACUCGGAUUAUAUGGCCAAGCUCUCUGAUUUUGGGCUUGCAAAAGCAGGGCCCCAAGGUGACGAGACCCAUGUAUCAACUCGAGUUAUGGGUACCUAUGGUUAUGCUGCCCCUGAAUAUGUGAUGACUGGGCACCUCACAGCAAGGAGUGAUGUGUACAGCUUUGGAGUAGUUCUUCUGGAGCUAUUGACGGGAAGGAAGUCAGUUGACAAGACAAGACCAAGUAAAGAACAAAGUCUGGUGGAUUGGGCCAGACCGAAGCUAAACGAUAAGAGAAAAAUGCUUCAAAUAAUAGACCCUAGAUUAGAGAAUCAGUACUCAGUGAGGGCAGCUCAGAAAGCAUGCAGUUUGGCAUACUAUUGUCUAAGCCAAAAUCCCAAAGCUAGACCCUUAAUGAGUGAUGUGGUUGAGACUUUGGAACCAUUACAAAGCAAUGGUAGUCAUGAAGUCUCAUCAUCUUCAACACCUACUCUUCUAUGUAGUGGCAGUCCAUUUGUAUCAGGGAGGAUUCCAGAUUACAGGAUGCAUCGCAGAUUUGCUGGGGCAGUCGGAACUGCUGGUGUUGGUUGUCGAUCUUCCAAUCCAAAUUGUUCCCCUGCUCCAUGCCGAGUUAGAUGAGACUUACCUGUUUCAUGUAUCAUGCCUGGAAGCUAUAAGCUAUAUAUAUGUACCAUAAUUGUAAUGGUGAUUGCAAGCUUGUGUUAAGUGUUCCUGUAAGAAAAUAGUUUAUUUUGUAUUUGGUGGUGUUUGUUGCGUAUCAAAUUUGCAGACAUGUAUACUCGUUUUAUGUGAUGUUGCUCUAAUUUCUUUCAUUUUUC